Danio rerio (zebrafish) is the source of this 1373-nucleotide messenger RNA. The record is from RefSeq and is a predicted model, not a curated record. NCBI's taxonomy places the organism in Eukaryota, Metazoa, Chordata, Actinopteri, Cypriniformes, Danionidae.
AACAUUCAGCUGCUAUCACCACCUAGAGACAUGACAGAGGAGCCAAGUACUGUGGCUGCUACAAAAACUGACUACAGCGAUUACUAUAAUGAAGAAGGUGACUUUGAGCAACCAUGCAACAAUGGCCAAACAAAGGCAUUCAGUGAGGUGUUCCUUCCCACCCUGUACAGCAUAGUGUUCAUCAUUGGCUUCAUUGGAAAUGGUCUGGUCGUGUGGGUCCUUGUCAGAUACCGCCACAAAUCCAACAUGACAGACGUGUGCCUCUUCAACCUAGCCCUAGCUGACCUACUCUUCCUUGUGUCACUGCCAUUUUGGGCUCACAAUGCCAUGGAUGAGUGGAUUUUUGGCAGGUUUAUGUGUCACACCAUAACAGGUCUCUUCAUGAUCGGUCUCUACGCCAGCAUCUUCUUCAUGGUUCUCAUGACACUGGAUCGCUAUGCCAUCAUCGUCCAUGCCCACAGUGUGUUCUCCAGAAAUCGCUCUACAAAAAUGGGUUUGGCUCUGGCCUCGUUGGUAUGGAUGCUCAGCCUGUUGGUGUCCCUACCUAACAUCAUUUUUGCCAAAGAUAAAAAUGAGACAAACAGCAAAAUAUCCUGUGGAUCUGAUUUUCCUAAAGAUUCAUCCUGGAUGCCAUUUACUUAUCUUAAGAUGAACCUUCUGAGCUUGGUUUUCCCUCUGAUUAUCAUGAUCUUUUGUUAUUCCCGGAUUAUCCCAACUCUGCUCAGCAUGAAAUCGCAAAAAAAGCACAAAGUGGUCAGACUGAUCCUUGCUGUGGUAGCGGUUUAUUUUAUUUUCUGGACUCCAUACAACAUUGUCAUGUUUCUUAUGUUCCUGCAGAAAAUGGAGUACAUGUUAACUUGCGAGUGGCAUAAUGGUUUGAGUCUUGCCAUGCAGUGGGUGGAAACCAUCGCCUUGAGCCACUGUUGCCUCAACCCAAUCAUCUAUGCAUUUGCUGGAGAGAAGUUCAGAGGAGCAGUCAUCAAAGUCUUGAAUGAUCAGUUUCCAAUGUGCUUUAAGCAAUGCGCAUCUUUCACUCACCAGUUAUCUGAGAGGAGAAGCUCAAUGUUCUCCAGAUCUUCUGAAAUUUCCAGCACACAAAUUGCAUAAGGCAAACAUAUUCCUCCAGAGAAUCUUAUUUUCAAGAGAACUUACACUGUAAAUGCUGGGUUUCACUCAGUUGUCCCAACAUAAAUCGUUUUUUUACCAAUACAAGUGGAUUGAACGUAAAGCAAUUAUGUUUUCCCCAAAGUAUUUCAGAAUUUUGUUGUUUUAACUCAACAAGCAGCAGCAAACGCCAGCUUUUGAGUGAACCUCGAGGUAUUAUUAGCAAUGAAUGUAUAUCUACUUCAUUUUUUAUGUAGCCUUUGUUCUUU